UCAAUGUGUUUUCUUUAUUUUCAUGACUAUUUACAUUGUAGAUUCUCACUGGAGGCAUCAAAACUAUGAAUGAACACAUGUGGAAUUUUAUAUACUUAACAAAAAUUGGUGAAAUAACUGAAAAACAUGUUUUAUGUUCUAGUUUCUUCAAAAUAGGCACCCUUUGCUCUGAUUACUGUUUUGCACACUCUUGGCAUCAUCCUCUCAAUGAGCUUCAAGAGGUGGCCACCUGAAAUGGUUUUCCAACAGUCUUGAAAGAGAAGGAGUUCCCAGAGGUGUUUAUUAGCACUUGUUGCCCCUUUGCCUCCUUCACUCUGUGCUCCAGCUCACCCCAAACCAUUUGGAUUGGGUUCAGGUCCGGUGACUGUGGAGGUCAGGUCGUUUUUUGUUAAGUAUAUAAAACUCCACAUGUGUUCAUUCAUAGUUUUGAUGCCUUCAGUGAGAAUCUACAAUGUAAAUAGUCAUGAAAAUAAAGAAAACGCAUUGAAUGAGAAGGUGUGUCCAAACUUUUGGCCUGUACUGUAUGUUCCCAAAGUUCAAAGUGACGGUGUUCUUAAUGUUUUGCUGAGUUAACACCGUAUAUUGGUGUAUAUUUCUGUGUUUGUGCACAAAACAGCGCUGUUGAGAACUCUCAUUGGAACGUGCAUAAUGUUGUAGAUAGGAGGGAGUCAAGGGAUGAGAGGCAGAGCAAAGCACAGGAGAGAGAGAAUGAAUGAAAACAGAAAGAGAGAGAGAAUGAAAGAGAGAGAGAGCAGAUAAGCGAGUGAGUAGAGGAAUGGAGGAGAGACAGAACGCUGGCAUUUUGACAGUUUCAGAUUAGCUUUGUGCUGGAAUACAUCGCCAGAGGACAGAGAGAGAGAGAGAGAGAAUACAGAGAGAGAGAGAAGUAGGCAGUCGAUAGAGAGGGAGGGAGAGAGAAAGAGAGAAGGAAGGAGAGAUGGAAAGAAAGGGGGGGCUGUCUAAGGGAGAGAGAGCAAAAAAGAGAGAGAGAAAUAUGGGUUGAGGGGGAGGGUGUCAGAGAGAGAGAGCAAAAAAGAGAGUAGGGGUGAGAGAUACAGAGAUCGAUAGAAAGAAAGGGAGAAAAGAGUAAGAGAGAGAGACAGUGAGAGAGAUACAGAGAGAGCGUGAAAGAGAGAGUUAGAGAGGGAUACAGAGAAAGAGAGAGUGAGGGAGAGAGAGAGGCGGGCUGUCUGAGGAAGAAAGAGAGAAAGAGCAAGAAAAAGAGAGAAGUAGCAGUUCAAGAGAAAGAGAGAGAGAGAAGUAGGGAGUGAGGGAGAGAGAAAAAGACAAAGGAAGAGGAAGAGAGAGAGAGAGAAUAUGAGCAAGAGAGAGAUAGAUAGAGAGAGGGACAGUGAGAGAGAGAGAGAGAGAGAGAGAGAGAGGGGCUGUCUAAGGGAAAGAGACUAAGUGAGAGACAGAGAGAAAGUCAAAGGGAGAGAGUGAGACAGCAGAGAAAAAGAAAGAGUGAAAGUGAGGGAGGGAGAGAGAAGUAGGCAGUCAAGAAAGAGAGGGAGAGUAUAAAAGAGAGAGGGGGAGAGGGAAAGAGGGAGCAAGAAAAAGAGAGAGAAGUAUUGGUUAGAGAGAGGUUGUCAGAGAGAGAGAGGAAGAAAAGUAGGGAGUGAGGGAGAGAGAAUGACAAAGGAAGAGGAAGAGAGAGAGCGAGAGAAUAUGAGCGAGAGAUAGAGAGAGGGACAGUGAGAGAGAGAGAGAGGGGCUGUCUUAGGGAAAAAGAGAAAGACAGAGAGAAAGACAAAGGGAGAGAGUGAGACAGUGGGAGAGGAAAAGACAGAAUGAGGGAGUGAGAGAGAAGUAGGCAGUCAAGAAAGACAGAGGGGGAAGAGGGAACGAGAGAGCAAGAAAAAGAGAGAGAAGUAUUGGUUAGAGAGAGGUUGUCAGAGAGAGAGAGAGAAAGAGAAGUAGGGAGUGAGGGAGAGAGAAUGACAAAAUAAGAGAAAGAGAUAGAGCGAGAGAUAGAGAGAGGGACAGUGAGAGAGUGAGAGAGAGAUGGGCUGUCUAAGGGAGGGGGGAAGAGAGAGAGAGCAAUAAAAAGAGAGCAGCAGAAAGUGUGAGAGGUUGUUUGAGAGAGAGAGAGAGACAGAAAAAGGAGGAGAGAGAAAUAAAUAGUGAUUGGGAGAGUAAGAGAGAGAGAUUGUUUGAGGGACAGAGGGAGGGAGUGUUGUGAGAAAGAGAGAGAGAGAGAGGGGGGGGGGAUUGUUAAAGGGAUAGAGGGAGGUAUUAGACAGUUACAGUGGGAAGCCAGCGUGGACAGUACCACCACACUCUGAGGCUGUGGAGUGAAGAGGGUUGCCAGUCCCUCUCUGUUGGAAGUUUUACCCCGUUGCCCACAGUUCUGACACAGACGCCGCUAAUAAUGAUGGAUUUUACGUCUCUCUCGUGAAGCUGUUCCUCAGUUUGUAUGGGAUUGUUUUUUUAGACUGAAUUGAUCCUAUUUUUGUGUCCACUGUGAAGAUCGAGGAGCCAGUAAGUUAACAAUUCGAUUGAGAGAUGACCCUACUUAAUGACCAUAGGAGAUAAAGCCUGUACCGACCUGAUGGUCGAUAUAUAAGGGCCACCAAGGCCCGAGAAACCCCUGAGGGAUACCUAAGGAACACCCACAGAAAACCUGAACUCAAGGAAUGCUAUCCCAAACUUGUAGCGAUGAACACAAUGAGACAAAUGACACCAGAAACUUCCAGCAGAACCUGGCCAAGAAAAAAGAACAGGGCAAGAAGAGAGCCCAGAGCCCUAAUGUUAGACGUGGUCUGCGCAAGAAGAUCCAGAAAUGCCUUCAAGGUCCGGAGGAGCAUGACCCUUACGACCAUCAGCACACCACUGAAGAGGAAAGUCUGUUCGUGUGUGGAAUAAAUCAAAAGCCUUCUAGCCAUGAGCGUAGUCUCGGUUCUGUCCCGAAUGCUAAACGCGAUAUUAAGGCAGGCAGGAAGCUCUUGAUAGGGGAGGUUGAGUCGAGCAGAGAAAGUGCUGUAGGUGCCGUUGGGAUCCUGAGCCAAGUGCACUCCAACAGCCCUCUUUACGACUACAAAUCCGUAGCUAACUCUGACUGUGUAGACAAAAGGGUCAAGGGCAAGAUGGACGAGGUACGGAGACCCGGCAAGGGAAAGGUUGAAGAAGGUAGUGGAAGCAAGGAAAAGUGUUCCAGCACCAUUGUGGACCACAUUUUAAAGGAGCUUCAGGGGAUUAAUAAAAUUCAAGAGGAAAUCUCAGACCUGAGGCAGUACCUGACAUCCGUGAGUGGCUCAGUUGAUGAGGUUUCCUGCUGUGUGGAUGCUGUCCUGUUGGAAAUCGAGGAGCUCUACUCCGCUGGUUCUAGUAAUCAACCUUCACCUCGAAGAGUAAUGGCUCCUCGCAGAAGCCCUGUCAAACAGAAAGUGGUAGCUUGUAAAACAGAAAGUCCUGUCUUGUUGAAGAAGUCUGCAAAGUCUGAAAGGAAUGGAUCACCUUUGUAUUCCGACAGAUCGAGAAAGUCCAAACUGCAGGAUCUUGAGUUCCAGGUUUCGGAUCACUCAGAUGAAUCUCCUUGCACCUUACAUCCUUCAAACUACUCUCAUCAUCAUUCCCGUCUUUAUGUCCAUGACUUUCCAAGUACAAGUUCUUUAUCUUCAGGUCACAGCUCAAAAAGUAGAGGCCAGGAUAGUAGUUACCAUUCGAGGGAAGCUGACCCUCAAAGGGAUGGUUGGCAUGGUUCCUUGGGAAUGCCUCUUAGCACGAGUGGAGAGGGGGCAUGGAGUGGGGAUACUGGAUGGAGCGAAGAGGAUUGUUGCUCUUGCCAGAAUAGUGCUGACGAAUUAGAAAAUGUCCGGCAACCUGAAAGUUGGUGUAGGUAUAAUGGCGGAGAGACUAGCAGUACUCCUGGUCACUCAUCACGAAGCAGUUCAGAGCACCUGUCUUUACUAUUUGGGCAUCAAUACAACUCUGUCUCUAGCUUGUCUAGUAGUGUUGCCGACUGGAGGCAUCCCAAGAAGCAGUUGAUAUCUGAUAUUGAUUGUGCUGUCGAUUGCGAUUGCACGCCCAAUUGCCCGUAUUCCCGAAGUUCGGGGUACCACACCAUGGACGCAUAUGCUGACGAUCUGUGUAGUGGUCCCUCCAGAAGCAUUAGUUGUUCCACGAUGGGAUUGACUGAUUAUGAUGACGGCUGCCAAGACUUGCACUCUUCCUGCGAGCACUGCCUUUGUGUUGGGCGUGUUGACGGGGAUUCUGCAGAUAGCGCAGAAAAAGAUUGGCCUCGCAAGAGUUUGAGAAUUUGCGCAAGCAUGCCAGAUGUACAGUGCGAUCCGUGUGAUCCAGAUUACUCCGAGGACACUGAUGUGGAUGGCUCCCAGAUGGCUUCCAAUGUCGGACUUGACGUGGUGAAGGUUAGCAAGGCCAUGCUCAGCUUUCGAUCUGCACUUCGUGGAGCUCUGAGGAGGCUUGAGGUUGAUGAGGCCGAUGAUCAGUGUCCCGAUGAGAACACAUCCGAUGCGACCUUGAGUCCCGACAAACUUUCGAACGACCUCGUAGAAGUGGACUCGACUCUGGAUGGAUCUGAGUCAGAUCGUUUCAUGCCCUCUAGCUGCGAAACCUUGGAUCUGAGACCUGAGAGUUUGUCUCCCAGGAAAAGAGGUUGUUCUUGUUUUCAUGGCGAGUAUGACCUUAAAGACUUGAAAUUGCACAUGAACCAACCUGAGGACUCUCAGUAUUUUGAUCCUCAGGGAUCGGCGUCUGGUACUGCAACUCCCUCUUGUACGCCAACUGAAUACUACUCGAUGGACCAUUCAGUUAGUGUGGAUGAACAUCUGACAGAACAAGAGCUGUCACUUGUGGACGAAUCUCCUGAACUAUGUUCAGAAAAGGUUGAGAUCGUUUCAGUUGUCAAGGAGAAAUGCCGUGAGGAGAUCUUUCAAACAGAAGUGCCUCGGAUUGCCAGAGAAGGCAAUGAAGGCCUUGAAGGCCUUGCACCAAGGUCUUUGGACAAAGUUCUUGAAGAGGAGGCUGAGGUAAACCAGGGAGAACCUCAGAAUGCUGUGGAACCAGACCCAGAACAAGUGGACCCUCACAACCAGAAGUGCCUUGCCAAUAUCCAACGGGUUCUUAAGGAACAGAGGCAAAGACAUAAACUGUCUAGAAUCGCUAGUGGGUCCAAGCGUACCUUUUCAGAGGAAGAAUUCAAUCCAGAGGAAAUCAGAGAAGAUGAACAGGGUCGACAGAAUGGAGAUAAUGCCAGACACGCCUGGAUCAAAGCAGGGUGUGGGAGUGGCCUAUUCGGGAUUGACAGCAUGCCGGAUUUACGGAAGAGGAAGCCGAUCCCGCUCGUCAGUGAUGUGUCGCUGGUCCAGGCCAGGAAAGCGGGCAUCGCAUCCGCCAUGGCGUCUCGCUCAUCCAUCAAAGACGAGGAGCUGAAGAGUCAUGUGUAUAAGAAGACGCUGCAGGCUCUGAUCUACCCCAUCUCCUGCACCACGCCCCAUAACUUCGAGGUUUGGACGGCGACCACGCCCACCUACUGCUACGAGUGUGAGGGGCUGCUGUGGGGCAUCGCCCGGCAGGGUAUGCGCUGCACCGAGUGCGGGGUGAAGUGCCACGAGAAGUGCCAGGAGCUCCUCAAUGCAGACUGUCUUCAACGAGCUGCGGAGAAGAGCUCGAAGCACGGCGCUGAGGACCGAACUCAGAACAUCAUCAUGGCCAUGAAGGACCGUAUGAAGAUCCGGGAGCGGAACAAGCCGGAGAUCUUCGAGGUCAUCAGGGACGUGUUCAUGGUCACCAAGGCUUUACACGGCCAGCAGAUGAAGACCAUCAAACAGAGCGUGCUGGACGGCACGUCCAAGUGGUCCGCCAAGAUCACCAUCACCGUGGUGUGCGCCCAGGGGCUGCAGGCUAAAGAUAAGACCGGAUCCAGUGACCCCUAUGUGACCGUCCAGGUGGGGAAGACUAAGAAGAGGACCAAGACCAUCUACGGCAACCUGAACCCCAUCUGGGACGAGAAGUAUCACUUCGAGUGCCAUAACUCUUCGGACAGGAUUAAGGUUCGUGUGUGGGAUGAAGACGAUGAUAUAAAGUCCAGAGUGAAGCAAAGGCUGAAGAGAGAGUCUGAUGACUUCCUGGGGCAGAGCAUCAUCGAAGUGCGAACGCUGAGCGGGGAAAUGGACGUCUGGUACAACCUGGAGAAAAGAACUGAUAAGUCUGCAGUGUCCGGCGCGAUCCGUCUUCAGAUCAGUGUGGAAAUUAAAGGAGAAGAGAAAGUGGCUCCUUACCAUGUGCAGUACACCUGUCUACACGAGAACCUCUUCCACCACACCACGGACGUCCUUGGCCAGGGAGCGGUGAGGAUCCCGGACGCCCGCGGGGACGACGCCUGGAAGGUUUAUUUUGACGAUGUGGCGCAGGAGAUAGUGGACGAGUUCGCAAUGCGUUAUGGGAUUGAGUCCAUCUACCAGGCCAUGACGCACUUCGCUUGUCUUUCCUCUAAGUACAUGUGUCCUGGUGUACCCGCUGUGAUGAGCACCCUGCUGGCCAACAUUAACGCCUUUUACGCUCACACCACCGCCUCCACCAACGUCUCCGCCUCCGACCGCUUCUCCGCCUCAAACUUUGGGAAAGAGCGGUUCGUGAAGCUCCUGGACCAGCUGCACAAUUCUCUACGUAUUGAUCUCUCCAUGUACCGGAAUAACUUCCCUGCUAGCAGUAAGGACCGCCUGCAGGACCUCAAGUCCACAGUGGACCUGCUGACCAGCAUCACCUUCUUCAGAAUGAAGGUCCAGGAACUGCAGAGUCCUCCCAGAGCGAGCCAGGUGGUGCGAGACUGUGUGAAGGCAUGCCUUAACUCCACCUACGACUACAUCUUCAACAACUGCCAGGAACUCUACAGCCGGCAGUACCAGCCAGUAGGAGAUCUGAAUAAAGAGGAAUGUCCUCCAGAGGAACAGGGACCCAGCAUCAAGAACCUGGACUUCUGGCCCAAACUCAUCACCCUGAUCGUCUCCAUCAUCGAGGAGGAUCGCAACUCAUACACACCCGUCCUCAACCAGUUUCCUCAGGAGCUGAAUGUGGGGAAAGUUUGUGCCGAGGUCAUGUGGAUUCAGUUCUCUCAGGAUAUGAAGUACGCCAUGGAAGAGCAUGAGAAGCAUCGUCUGUGUAAGAGCGCAGACUACAUGAACCUGCACUUUAAGGUGAAGUGGCUCUAUAACGAGUACGUGAAGGAUCUUCCAGCCUUCAAAGGAGUGAUUCCUGAAUACCCAACGUGGUUCCUGCAGUUUGUGCUGCAGUGGCUGGAUGAGAAUGAAGACGUGUCGAUGGAGUUCAUGCACGGGGCUCUCGAGAGGGAUAAGAAGGAUGGCUUUCAGCAGACGUCUGAGCACGCUCUGUUCUCCUGCUCAGUGGUGGACAUCUUCACCCAGCUCAACCAGAGCUUUGAGAUCAUAAAGAAGCUGGACUGUCCCGACCCCAAAGUCAUGGCCCACUACAGCCGCCGCUUCGCCAAGACCAUUGCCAAAGUGCUGCUGCAGUACAGCGCAAUCCUGAAGAAGAGCUUCCCGUCCUACUGUGAUAAGGAGAAAAUCCCGUGCGUCCUGAUGAAUAACGUGCAGCAGCUGCGGGUUCAGCUGGAGAAGAUGUUCGAGUCAAUGGGAGCCAAACAGAUGGACUCUGAAGCCAGUGAUGUUCUGAAUGAGCUGCAGGUGAAGCUGAAUAACGUCCUGGAUGAGCUGAGCUCCACGUUUGCCAACACUUUCCAGACCCGUAUUGAUGAGUGUAUGAGGCAGAUGGCCAGUUUGCUGUAUCAGAUUAAAGGACCGGUCAACGCCAACAGCCGCAACCAGGUGGAGGGCGACGCGGACAACGUUCUGCGACCGCUUAUGGACUUCCUGGAUGGAAAUCUGACGCUGUUUGCGUCGGUGUGUGAGAAGACUGUAUUGAAGCGAGUGCUAAAGGAGCUCUGGAGGAUCGUGAUGAACAGCCUGGAGAAAACCAUCGUCCUACCACAGGGCAACGACACCUUCGGGACAAUAUUUUCUGCAGCUAAAGACCUGGGUCAGCUCUCUAAACUAAAGGAUCACAUGUCUGGAGAGGCUAAAAGCCUGACGCCAAAGCAGUGUGCGGUCAUGGACGUGGCCCUGGACACCAUAAAGCAAUAUUUCCAUGCUGGAGGGAACGGGCUGAAGAAGGCGUUUCUGGAGAAAAGCCCAGAGCUGACGUCCCUCCGCCAUGCCCUGUCCCUCUACACCCAGACCACUGACACCCUCAUCAAAACCUUCGUCACCACCCAGCACACCCAGGUGCAUGGUGGGAAGGGGAUGAGGAUAACUCCCAGUGAGAGAACUCAGCCGUCUCGGGGUUCAGGUGUGGAUAAACCGGUGGGAGAGGUUUCCAUUCAGAUUGACCUGUUCACCCACCCCGGCACAGGAGAGCACAAGGUCACGGUGAAAGUGGUGGCGGCGAAUGAUCUGAAGUGGCAGACGUCUGGAAUGUUCCGUCCGUUUGUGGAGGUAACGAUGAUCGGUCCUCACCUCAGCGACAAGAAGCGCAAAUUCACCACCAAGUCCAAGAACAACAGCUGGGCCCCCAAAUUCAAUGAGACCUUUCACUUUAUUCUGGGUAAUGAGGACGGGCCGGAGUGUUACGAGCUGCAGGUGUGUGUGAAGGAUUACUGCUUCGGCCGGGCGGACCGGGUGGUGGGCAUCGCCGUGAUCCAGCUGCGAGACGUGGCGCAGAGGGCCAGCUGUGCCUGCUGGUGCCCGCUGGGUACUCAGGUGCACAUGGACGACACGGGGCUGACGGUGAUGCGCAUCCUGUCGCAGCGCUCCGGAGACGAGGUCGCAAAAGAGUUCGUUAAACUGAAGUCGGAAACUCGCUCGGCCGAGGAGGGAAGGUGAGGAACCGGAGGAACCAGAUAAAUGUCUGAUUAUAAAACUAGAGGAGGAUCUGUACAGACUGGAGAACUGCUGCUGAUGAUCAACGAAGGAGGAGGAGGGGCUUAACGGAGUGGGUGGAGCCAGCCAGAGGAGGAAGAGGAGGAGUCUUUCUAUCUGGCUGUAAUGCACUGGACUUAUUAUGUGGCUGCUUGUUUCACUUUUCACUGAUGAGAAGUCAUCAUUUUUCUGUCUACUUCUAAUAAUAAAUAUAUGUAAAUAUAUACAAAUAGAAAAAUAUGAAUUAGGGCUGUCAAAAAAAGUUUUAACAAGUUUUAUUUCUCAUCACCUGGGUUAAAACUUGGGUUAAAAUUUUUUUUUGGUCACUGUUUGCUGAUUUACCUGCUCUAACAGCAAUACAACUACACCUGACAUUGAACAGUUGAGAUUAUAAAGUAAUCAGGUGAGCUUGAACAGGUAGAGCUCGAAAAUGGGCAUGAAUGUGAAUUAAAUCCACCAGGACCAAAAUUGCUUCUUGAACCUACUCAGAUACCAUAUAUAUACCAUAUUUGCAGAUGAGAUGUCAUCAUAUUCUGUCUACUUCUAAUAAUAAUUAUAUAUAAAUAUAUACAAAUGCAAAAAUAUCAAUUAUGGCUGUCAAAAAAAAGUUUUAACAAGUUUUAUUUCUUAUCACUUGGGUUAAAACUGUUGUUUUUUUUGGCAACUAUUUGCUAAUUUACCUGCUCUAACAGCGAUACAACUACACCUGGCUUUGAACGGGUGAGAUUAAUCAGGUAAUCAGGUGAGCUUGAACAGGUACAGCUCGAAAAUGUGCACCAAAAUUGCUACUUUAACCUGCUCUAGUUUAAAGCAUCAAAUUAUGAAACUAGAAAACUGUGCUGGUGGCUUUUAAACAUGGUGGCGUAAGCCUUUGCCUUUGACAGCACUAAUAUACCAAUUCCAGAUACCAUAUAUAAACCUUAUAUACUGAUGAGAUAUCAUCAUAUUCUGUCUAUUUCUAAAUAAUAAUGAUAAUAAUAUAUACAUAAAAACAAAAAUAUAAAAAAUCAAAAAAAUUAUUCUCAUCACGUGGGUUGAAACAGAAUUUUUUUUUUGGCCACUGUUUUCUGAUUUACCUGCACUAACAGCAAUACAACUUCACCUGGCAUUGAGCGGGUGAGAUUAAUCAGGUAAUCAGGUGAGCUUGAACAGGUAAAGCACGAAAAUGUGCAUUAAUUGCAUUAAUCUCUAGGUUAAAGGUUGAAAUUACGAAAUUACGAAACUAAGAAAUUGUGCUGUUGGCUGUUAAACAUGGUGGCGUAAGCCUUUGCCUUUGACAGCACUACAAUACAGAUGCCAGAUACCAUACAUUUACAUGACUAAAGAACACUGGAUGGUAAAUUGGCCUUUUAUGACGUAUUCCUGAUACACACACACACAGGACACACUCACACAUGAUAGCACCUCACAAUUUAUACAGGUGUGCAUGGGCGUUCCCAGGUCAGCUGUCCUCUAAGGUGUAUUGUGUAUAUUACAUUCCUCGUUCACUCUCACCACUCAUCAUAUACAGUGUAUAUAUUUAGCCUUUGGUCACUUUAUAUGUUAGAUAGGCCUCAAACACUAGAGCACACAGGGUCCCUAGAUGUAUUGUGCACUUUUUUUUUUUGUUUUUUUUUUUAACUACGCCCCCUAUUGACCCCGCCCACUUACCAUGUGUAUAAAAGCCUUAUUAUUGCUAUUUUUUUAUUUUAUUUUUGCGGUUACUUGGUGAAUGUUCUUCACAUUUGAGGACAGUUAGAACUGUGUGUAUUUUUUUUCUCACCAGUAGGUUCAGUUUGUGUUUUUAGGACCCUGUAAUCUGUAAUAAGUGGUAUAUAAACGUAUCGCCUCACUUUAAAAGCAAUUCAUGAUGUGUUUGACAGCCAAUCGUGUGCCUUUCGAACCGAGGAGGGUGUGUUCUGGUGUUCUGUGGAUGAUGAUGAUGAUGGUCUUAUUGUCUUACAUUUCACAUAAAAUACAUGAUAGCAUGUUAGUACUGUCAUAGGAAACCUUUCAAACUCUCUAAAAUUGUCCCAAAUGCUCUUUAAAAUCUCAAAAAUUGUUUUCUUUAAAGCUCCUGUACUAUUUUUGGCCAUACUGACCUAUUUCAAGGUUGAAAAAUUAUCUUAUUAAUAAUCAAGUAAAUAGGUUAAAUUGAUGUAAUAACCAUGUGGAAAAUAAUAAUAAUAAUAAUAAUAAUAAUUAUAGGUUGUAAUUCAGACCCACAAAACCGUACUACCAGUUUUGAAUUUUUUAAAAUGUUCUGCUUUAAUAUAUUAAUGGAUUAAUAGAUUUAUAGUAGUCAUUCAAACUAUGAAGAAAAACGAGUGGAAUUUUUGUUUUAGUACACGUAAAAAAAAAAGUUUUCAACAAACUCGUCGCUGUCUAAUGAAAAACAAGCAUCUUUGUCGAUUUUAAGUUUAUUUCAUUUAUUUUAACUGACAGACUGUUUCUUACCGUGUGUCAAAAUCUCUUGAUGAAUGGACCAAUAGAAAUACUUUAAAAUGACUUGAAAUAAAUUGUUUUUACAUCGACUCCCAUUAAAAGAUUAGAAUUUUUUUUUUCUUCUCUCUCCUGUAAAGUUGCUGUUUUGGAAAAAAAAAAAAUUUUUUUCAUUGGACAGCAACAAUACGUUUUUUAUAUAUUUUACAAUUUUCUAUUGCAAAUAUUGCAGUUUCUCAGUCAGUUUUAUGAGGUAGAGUCACAUGGAAUUCAGGCUUUCAAAAACAUUACAAUGAUAGAACUGGCACUCAUCAGGACCUAAAUGCUUGUGCUUCACAGAGUAUUUUGGUUUGUUUGAUACUUUUAAGUUACUAUAUCAUUCCUUAUACAGUGUUCCUUCAUAGUCUGAAUUAAUCACUUUACUAUUUAAAUUAAUUUAGGAGGAGGAGAAGGGCUGUUGUACUGUACUCUGCUGUGAAUGAACCGGUAUGAAUUAGUGCUGUAUGUAAUUAGUGGUGGUAUAUAAAUGUGUAAAUAGAAUUAUGGGACCAAUACAACUCACAGAUCCACUCAAUGCUCAUAUUAAAUUAUGAUCACCAGGGUAUAUCAAUAAAUCAUACCCACAUAUAUACAUAUAUAUAUAUAUAUAUAUAUAUAUAUAUUCUAAAUAUAUUUUUACAGCUGAGCGGCCUUAUUUGAUCUUAUUUUCUCUAAUAAUUUCCAGUCAUUUGCUUAAAUUAAUUUAAAUGAUGUUUUAUGGUUUCGUCUGUCUUGUUUUGUUUAAUGUUCUAAUCUCUCUCGCUGUUGUGAAGUGACUUUAACUCUUCAACUGUUUCUGUGCUCCGUUGCCUCUUAUUUGUUAUAUUUUUCCUCUUAUUUUAUGUUUUCUUGUUGAAAAAGGCUGUAUGCCAUAGCAAUAUUUGUAUAUAUAUCGUAUAUUCAUAUUUUCUAUGGUUGUUUUUCUUUAGUUGAAGGCUUUGGUAUUCUUGUACGUGUUUUUUUUUUUUUCAGCUUUUUCCUGCUUUUUUUCAGAUUUUCUCAGCUUUUCUCAGCUUUUUUCAAGAUCCUGCAUUUUAUUACACUGAAAAUCCGUCAUGCAAUCGGAGAAAUGUGCAAAAACACUCAACUCACUCGGACUGUAAAAUAUAUAUUGCAGUCUACUGUCCUAAACCACUAAAACACUGCCUACGUUUUGCCAACGUUCACUUAAAAAAAGAAAAAAAACACGUUUAUAUAUAGCGCACAUCUGUGUGUAAACGAUCACUCACUAUAUACACACUGUACACUGUAUACUUUAUAUAUGUAUAUACACACUGUUAGUUACUGUGAUUUUGUGAUUACUUUUUAACAAAAAAGCUACUACCACUCUUUAUGUAUAUGUAUAUGUUUAUGUAUAUGUAUGUAUAUAUGAAUAUUCCUCGUGCCAAUUUGUGCAAGUGUUCACUUUUUUUUUUAUGUAUUUUUUUUAAACAUGUGAAUUCUUGCACUAAGUGACUGAAAAAAGAGCAUGUGAUGCAACAGGUGUGUUCAAGCCACAUGUUUUAAUGGGAUUGUGAAUCGAGUUUUUAUUUAUAUAUUGUAUUCUGUCACUUCUGCGGAAACGACUGCGUUGUGUUGGUGUGAUUAUUAAAACGUGUAUGUACUGUAUGUACACUCCAACAUCAGUCAAUCAAGUUUUUACAUAAAAUAUUGA
This is a messenger RNA of Astyanax mexicanus (Mexican tetra), 13008 nucleotides long. RefSeq names its product unc-13 homolog Bb (C. elegans) (gene unc13bb). Gene Ontology annotation, biological process: dense core granule priming; presynaptic dense core vesicle exocytosis; synaptic vesicle maturation. The transcript is spliced from 33 exons. Bases 2637 to 8858 code for a protein of 2073 amino acids. Lineage: Eukaryota; Metazoa; Chordata; Actinopteri; Characiformes; Acestrorhamphidae. Gene Ontology annotation, molecular function: calcium ion binding; phospholipid binding; calmodulin binding. The record is from RefSeq and is a predicted model, not a curated record. Gene Ontology annotation, cellular component: neuromuscular junction; presynaptic active zone cytoplasmic component; presynaptic membrane.